AAUGGAGAUUGAUCACGAAUUGACUCCUUUUAAUAUUAAGAAAUUAGUAAAUAAUGGACACACAACAAGAGUGCUUUUUGAAUCUGAACAAGAUACUUUUAUUUGUGAAAUGUAAGUAUAUUAGUUAAUUAAUAAGUAUUGGUCCAAGUUAUCAAUAAUCACCAGAAUGUCAAAUAAAUAUAAAAUUAGAUGGUAAUGAAAUACUUAAAAGAGAUAUUUAUAAUUUAUUAAAACAUUUGAUAUUUACAGAGACAUAUUAGAAACAAUCCUUCACUGUUAUUUUUGAUAUAUGUCCUCCAUAUUCAAAAGCAUUUAAUGCCUUAUAUUAUGCUGUAUUAUUACAUGGAAUUAGAAUCAAAGAUUCAUUUACAUCAUGUUCAGCUGUACUCUUUAAUUAUUUAAUAUAUAGUUUUUAGAUUAAAAUAAAAGACUUAUUGUAGAUAGAAAAGAGAAAUAAUGGAGUGCAAAAUUAAAUUUGGUUUAUUCAAUUAAUUUAUAACAAAUAUUAUGUUCAGAUGUAAUAGGACAAUUUAAUAAUGAUGAUUUGGGAUUAUUAAUAUCUGGAUGUAUUAGUGGAUGCAAUCAGAUAUAUAAUUUUAUUAAAGAUCUCUGA
This is a messenger RNA of Paramecium primaurelia, 613 nucleotides long. The record is from the annotation of a GenBank genome assembly. Lineage: Eukaryota; Ciliophora; Oligohymenophorea; Peniculida; Parameciidae.